GCCUCGGGGCGAUCGGGGCGCGCCGAGUCGGAGCCCGCGGCGCGCCUGAAGUUGCCGGCGGCGAGACGCGGCGGUGGCCUGCAGCGGAGCCGGCGGCCGGGGGGGCCCGGCCCGGAGGAGCGCAGAGCCGGGCGCGACGCGGCGCUUCUCCGCACACGCACACGGAGCCAUGAGGUGCCACGUUGCCACCAGCUACCUCGUAGGCUGGCUGUUUGUGCUGAUCUCUGGAUGCUGGGGCCAGGUGAACCGACUGCCCUUCUUCACCAACCACUUCUUUGACACAUACCUGCUGAUCAGCGAGGACACGCCCGUGGGUUCCUCUGUGACCCAGUUGCUGGCCCGAGACAUGGACAAUGACCCCCUGGUGUUCGGCGUGUCUGGGGAGGAGGCUUCCCGCUUCUUUGCCGUGGAGCCCGACACAGGUGUGGUGUGGCUGCGGCAGCCGCUGGACAGAGAGACCAAGUCUGAGUUCACAGUGGAGUUCUCUGUUAGUGACCACCAGGGGGUGAUCACGCGGAAGGUGAACAUACAGGUCGGGGACGUGAAUGACAACGCACCCACGUUUCACAAUCAACCCUACAGCGUCCGCAUCCCUGAGAACACGCCGGUGGGGACACCCAUCUUUAUCGUGAACGCCACGGACCCCGACUUGGGUGCAGGGGGCAGCGUCCUGUACUCCUUCCAGCCCCCGUCCCCGUUCUUCGCCAUCGACAGCGCCCGCGGCAUCGUCACGGUGGUCCGCGAGCUGGACUACGAGACCACGCAGGCCUACCAGCUCACCGUCAACGCCACGGAUCAAGACAAGACCAGGCCUCUGUCCACCCUGGCCAACUUGGCCAUCAUCAUCACAGAUGUCCAGGACAUGGACCCCAUCUUCAUCAACCUGCCUUACAGCACUAACAUCUAUGAGCAUUCUCCUCCGGGCACAACCGUGCGAGUUAUCACCGCCAUCGACCAGGAUAAAGGACGUCCCCGGGGAAUUGGCUACACCAUCGUCUCAGGGAAUACCAACAGCAUCUUUGCUCUGGACUACAUCAGUGGGGCGCUGACCUUGAACGGCCUACUGGACCGAGAGAACCCCCUGUACAGCCACGGCUUCAUCCUGACGGUGAAGGGCACAGAGCUGAAUGAUGACCGUACUCCAUCUGAUGCCUCAGUCACCACGACCUUCAACAUCCUGGUUAUUGACAUCAAUGACAAUGCCCCGGAGUUCAACAGCUCUGAAUACAGUGUGGCCAUCACCGAGCUAGCACAGGUGGGCUUUGCCCUACCCCUCUUCAUCCAGGUGGUGGACAAGGAUGAGGGCCUGAACAGCAUGUUUGAGGUAUACCUGGUAGGGAACAAUUCCCAGCACUUCAUCAUCUCCCCGACCUCUGUCCAAGGAAAAGCAGACAUUCGUAUCCGGGUGGCCGUCCCCCUGGACUACGAGACUGUGGACCGCUACGACUUUGAUCUCUUUGCCAAUGAGAGUGUGCCCGACCACGUGGGCUAUGCCAAGGUGAAGAUCACCCUCAUCAACGAGAAUGACAACCGGCCCAUCUUCAGCCAGCCACUGUACAACGUGAGCUUGUAUGAGAACGUCACCGUGGGGACCUCUGUGCUGACAGUGCUGGCAACAGACAAUGACGUGGGCACCUUUGGGGAAGUGAACUACUUCUUCAGCGAUGACCCUGACCGGUUCUCUCUGGACAAGGACACCGGACUCAUCAUGCUGAUUGCCAAACUGGACUAUGAGCUCAUCCAGCGCUUCACCUUGACAGUCAUCGCCCGGGAUGGGGGUGGUGAGGAGACCACAGGCCGGGUCAGGAUCAAUGUGUUGGAUGUCAACGACAAUGUGCCCACCUUCCAGAAGGAUGCCUAUGUGGGGGCCCUGAGAGAGAAUGAGCCUUCUGUCACACAGCUGGUGCGGCUCCGGGCCACGGAUGAAGAUUCCCCUCCCAACAACCAGAUCACCUACAGCAUCGUCAAUGCUUCCGCCUUCGGCAGCUACUUUGACAUCAGCGUGUAUGAGGGCUAUGGAGUGAUCAGCGUGAGCCGUCCCCUCGAUUAUGAGCAGAUACCCAAUGGGCUGAUUUACCUGACAGUCAUGGCCAAGGAUGCUGGCAACCCCCCUCUGAACAGCACCGUCCCUGUCACCAUCGAGGUGUUUGACGAGAACGACAACCCGCCCACCUUCAGCAAGCCUGCCUACUUCGUCUCCGUGGUGGAGAACAUCAUGGCAGGAGCCACAGUGCUGUUCCUGAACGCCACGGACCUGGACCGCUCCCGGGAGUAUGGUCAGGAGUCCAUCAUCUACUCCUUGGAGGGCUCCUCCCAGUUUCGGAUCAACGCCCGCUCAGGCGAAAUCACCACCACCUCCCUGCUUGACCGCGAGACCAAGUCUGAAUACAUCCUCAUCGUCAGAGCGGUGGACGGGGGUGUGGGCCACAACCAGAAAACUGGCAUUGCCACCGUGAACAUCACCCUUCUGGACAUCAAUGACAACCACCCCACCUGGAAGGAUGCCCCCUACUACAUCAACCUGGUGGAGAUGACCCCUCCAGACUCUGACGUGACCACGGUGGUGGCCGUGGACCCGGACCUGGGGGAGAACGGGACCCUGGUGUACAGCAUCCAGCCGUCCAACAAGUUCUACAGCCUCAACAGCAGCACAGGCAAGAUCCGCACCACCCACGUCAUGCUGGAUCGGGAGAACCCUGACCCCGAUGAGGCGGAGCUGAUGCGCAAGAUUAUCGUCUCUGUCACCGACUGCGGCAGGCCCCCCCUGAGAGCCACCAGCAGUGCCACAGUGUUUGUGAACCUCUUGGACCUCAAUGACAACGACCCCACUUUUCAGAACCUGCCUUCCGUGGCUGAGGUGCUGGAAGGCACCCCGGCGGGGGUCUCUGUCUACCAGGUGGUGGCCAUCGACCUGGACGAGGGCCUGAACGGGCUGGUGUCCUACCGCAUGCAGGUGGGCAUGCCCCGCAUGGACUUCCUCAUCAACAGCAGCAGAGGCGUGGUGGUCACCACCAGCGAGCUGGACCGUGAGCGCAUCGCUGAGUACCAGCUGCGCGUCGUGGCCAGCGAUGCGGGCACCCCCACCAAGAGCUCCACCAGCACGCUCACCAUCCGAGUGCUGGACGUGAACGACGAGACACCCACCUUCUUCCCGGCCGUGUACAAUGUCUCCGUGUCCGAGGACGUGCCUCGGGAGUUCCGCGUCGUCUGGCUGAACUGCACGGACAAUGACGUGGGCCUCAAUGCCGAGCUCAGCUACUUCAUCACAGGUGGAAACGUGGAUGGGAAGUUCAGCGUUGGCUACCGUGAUGCCGUCGUGAGAACAGUCGUAAGCCUGGACCGGGAGACCACAGCCGCUUACACGCUCGUCCUGGAGGCCAUCGACAAUGGCCCCGUAGGUAAGCGGCGCACGGGGACAGCCACUGUGUUCGUCACCGUCCUGGACGUGAACGACAACCGGCCCAUCUUUCUGCAGAGCAGCUAUGAGACCAGCGUCCCCGAGGACAUCCCUGAGGGACACAGCAUCGUGCAGGCAGUUGAAGGCCACAGACGCAGACGAGGGCGAGUUUGGGCGUGUGUGGUACCGCAUCCUUCAUGGUAACCAUGGCAACAACUUCCGAAUCCAUGUCAGUAAUGGGCUCCUGAUGCGAGGGCCCCGGCCCCUGGACCGGGAGCAGAACUCAUCCCACGUGCUGAUAGUGGAGGCUUACAACCAUGACCUGGGCCCCAUGCGGA
Nyctereutes procyonoides (raccoon dog) is the source of this 3735-nucleotide messenger RNA. RefSeq names its product cadherin-23-like. The transcript has 29 exons. The record is from RefSeq and is a predicted model, not a curated record. Gene Ontology annotation, biological process: homophilic cell-cell adhesion. Gene Ontology annotation, molecular function: calcium ion binding. Bases 170 to 3601 code for a protein of 1143 amino acids. Lineage: Eukaryota; Metazoa; Chordata; Mammalia; Carnivora; Canidae. Gene Ontology annotation, cellular component: cell-cell junction; plasma membrane.